Molecule: messenger RNA, 1470 nt
Organism: Tetranychus urticae (two-spotted spider mite)
Lineage: Eukaryota; Metazoa; Arthropoda; Arachnida; Trombidiformes; Tetranychidae
Source: RefSeq, a predicted model, not a curated record
UCUUGUCAUCAAAAUGUUCAUCAUUCUCUGACUUCUAUCGUCUCUAACCAUGGACUCGAUAGUCACCAUAACCACCCUCAAAGUGAACAUGGAAAUACUCCUUACACCCUCCCUGAAUUCACCUAUAUACCCCCAAUAGGCAGCACUCCCACAUAUGGAUCACGUGGUUUAACCACUCCUCCAUCACCAUCAUCAAGUAAUGAUCAGGAAAUGUUGAUCAGUUCAGGUCAUCUUAACCAUUUAGGCCAAUCUCAUCAACAAGGACAAGGACACCAACAAGAACCUCAACAAGCCCAAGGCCAUGCUCAUCCUCAUCAACACCCUCAACACCAGCAUCAUGCCCGUUAUAAUAAUAUACGUUAUAAUGGCAAUGAAGGUUACUUUGAAUCUUCCAACAUUAUGGUUAACCGAUCAACAGUCAAUGGUUUACCCGUAAAUGAGCCCAAUCAACAUGUCUCCCAGCAUCACCAUCACCCAGUACAACAGACAAACCCUCAUCUGCACCAGCAACAACAAGCACAAAAUCAUAAUGUACAUCAACAUGGGCACCAUCAAGUAUCUUUAGCCUCACCACUCAACUCACUUGUACCACCUCCAGUCAACUCAUCAGUCCUUCAACCUUUAAUAACUUCAGGUUCAACAAAAAUCGGAACAACCACAAGCGGAUCAACCACCACUGGAGCAACACCAGCAACAUUGGGGAUUGUGGUUAAAAGUCGUCGAGGUCGUCGAAGUUCAGGUCGUAAAAAGGUUACAACACAUUAUUGUACGUAUGUAAAUUGCGGUAAAAGCUAUUCCAAGUCAUCCCACUUGAAGGCUCAUCUUCGAACUCACACAGGAGAGAAGCCCUACCAUUGUACGUGGAAAUCUUGUGGAUGGAAAUUUGCUCGAUCAGAUGAAUUGACCCGUCAUUAUCGUAAACACACGGGUGAUAAACCAUUCAAAUGUAGUCUAUGUGAAAGAAAAUUUUCCCGUUCAGAUCAUUUAUCGCUUCACAUGAAGCGACACACAAAUCUUUGAUCAAACUCUUCCUCUCUCUCUUUACAGAUAAUAAUGAUGAUACAUUUUUUUCAAUGAAAAUUAUCAAAUGAAAAGCAAUAUAUUAUUACAUAUUGUAUAUCAUUAUUAUCACCAUUAGAUUAAUAGAUUGAAUAGUUAUGAGAGAAGCAAACAAUUGAUUUCACAAAAAAAUGAACUUUUCCAGAUCAAUUAUUCUUAGAAUACUGUUUAUAUUAUUUCAUCUUCCCGUAAUAUACAUUAUCUUCUUGUUUCUCAUCUUAUUUUAUUUUUCAUUUUCUUCCUUUUCUCUUCCAUUCUUUCAUCUUCAUGCAAAAAACCACUUUUUUAGUCUUCCUCAUUGUAUUAUACCUUUAAACCUUAGUGUAACAAAGUCUAUCCAAAUCAUGUAUCAAUAUCAAUUAUGACAAUAAUAAUAAGCCACAAAGCGGGCAAGAAAUGAAGCAAAAAAUA